AUGAAAUCUGAUGAAAAAGAUCGUCAAGAGUUAAUCGAGUUCUGCAAAGAUGUCUAUCAAGAAAAUGCAACCGAACUCUCCAAAAUCGAAACAUUUUCCAAGGAAUAUUCGAGCAAUAAUGCCAUUCAUUGGUACACUCGUGAUUCGUUUGUCUAUCGAACAUUAAACAAAGCACUACGCGUAGUAAGUAUUAAAACUCUAUUCUUAUUUCGUUCUUUGAUUGGUGAUUUACAUCGACAAUUAACAAGCGAACGAUGUACUUCACCUAUUCGGGUCUAUCGAUUUCAAUGGAUGUCGAAAAAUGAACUGAAUCUUCUUUCGAAAUCACCUGGUCAAUUUAUUUCCAUGAAUUCUUUUCUUUCGACUACGUUCGACCCAGCUUAUGUUCAAAUUUAUUUGGAUGAUAAUGAACCUCCGAAUGCUGAUUCAGAACCUGUUAAAUUCAUCAUUGAUGCUGAUCCUCAGAUGGCGACUGAGAAACCAUUUGCUGAUAUCAGUUCAUUUAGCCAAUUCGACGAAGCCGAAGUACUAUUCAUGCUUGGGUCAAUAUUUCGUCUGAUUGAAAUUCAUCGAGAGAACAAUGGAAUAUGGUCGAUUCAACUGACACUCUGUGGCGAGAAUGAUCAUGAUUUAAAUUCAUUAGUUCAACGAAUGAAAAGAGAAUAUAUGAAAGAACCGGAUCUUUUAGAACUCGGUCUUGUCGUAGGACGAAUGGGAAAGCCCUAUGAAGAAGAAAAAUAUUAUAUUCGAUUAUUGAAACAACUUUCUCGUGAUGAUCCUCUACUGGGACAUUUAUACUAUUCUCUUGGUGUAGCCCUAAUUGAUCAGGGAGAUUAUUGUUGUAGUCUGGACUAUUUGCAGGAAUCAUUAAAAAUCAAUAGAGAAGUUCGGCCUUCAGAUUAUGUUACGAUUGGAACUACGUUGAAUAGUAUUGGAGAAGUUUAUCGAAUGACAGGUGAUUAUCCUCGAGCACUCGAAUCAUACCGUGAUGCUAUGUUAUGUUUUCAACAAGCACAUGAUGAAAACUAUCCGAAACUGGCAUUCAUCUACAAUAAUAUUGGUAUUAUCUACGAUGAACAGAACAAACAUGAUGAAGCACUGACUCUUUACGAAAAGGCUCUCAAUAUACAACUGAAAACUUUAGAUCCUACUCAUCCUGAUUUUAGUGGAUCUUACAAUAAUAUUGGUGUUGUUUAUCAAUCCAAGAAGCAGUUUGAUAAGGCAUUGGAAUAUUAUCAUCGAGCUCUUCAUAUUCAACAGAGAUCUCUUCCUUCUCAACAUCCAGACAUUGCAAUGACCUUGACAAAUAUUGGUCGCGUGUAUGCGAAUAGGGGUCAGCUUGAGGAAACUCGAUUGCAUUGGGAACAAGCCGCCGAUAUCUAUGACCAUCGUGAUCGAUUUAAAACUGGUUUCAAACUUAUUUUACGCCAAAUGGAACGAGUUUCAAUCAAAAAUAAAGAAAUAAUAAAAGAAUUAAGAAAUGAAGCCUUUAAUGAAUGUAAAUUAUCAAUCAAACGUCGUCUUGGGUGUGCAUCCGUUUGUUCUGUUUGUGAUGCUAAAUGUUCCGUGGCGGAGGAAUAUAAAACAGAGCUUGUUGAACAAUUACCGAAAGAUCAUAAAUGUCCGUCUGAGCAAUGUAAAUGUGAAAUAUUUCUUCUUGCAUCUGUCAUGGUUCAUGAAACGGAUCGCUAUAUUGCCGAAGCAUUUCAUGGAGGACGUUAUUACAAAACUAAAAAACCACGUCUAGCUAUUUGUUAUCAAGACUGGACAACUACUGGAAAACAAGUUAGUGAUCAAGAUUUCGUAAUCUCAAAAGCAUAUAUUGUGCACGAAAAACGUACGAAUACUGCAAAAGCAAACCUUGUUCGUUCUGUUAUUCGGGUGCAUAAGCAUUGCUUUUGA
Molecule: messenger RNA, 1902 nt
Organism: Didymodactylos carnosus
Lineage: Eukaryota; Metazoa; Rotifera; Eurotatoria; Philodinida; Philodinidae
Source: the annotation of a GenBank genome assembly